Wallemia ichthyophaga EXF-994 is the source of this 1713-nucleotide messenger RNA. RefSeq lists its product as uncharacterized. Gene Ontology annotation, biological process: regulation of DNA-templated transcription. The transcript has 6 exons. The record is from RefSeq and is a predicted model, not a curated record. Gene Ontology annotation, molecular function: zinc ion binding; sequence-specific DNA binding. The coding region runs from base 1 to 1713 and encodes 570 amino acids. NCBI's taxonomy places the organism in Eukaryota, Fungi, Basidiomycota, Wallemiomycetes, Wallemiales, Wallemiaceae.
AUGGCAGGACGGCCAAGUAAGAAAGCGCGAAUUGUGAAGACGCUAGAAGCCAAUAUCGUCUACACGAUACUCCCCUCAUCUCACACUUUCAUGUCUCGUACUCAAGCCAUUGAAGUGGAAGUGGUACAAAAUAAUUUUGGCUCUUUUGGGCGCUGCAGCCUCCGCGAUUGUCUCACUCAAGCGUGCGUAACGAGCCCGGAGUUACUCGAUGACUACACUUUACACGCUAUGAACGCGUAUGAAAGUGAAAAAAUUAGCACCGUCGAACAUCAACCAGUGUUCGCCAUCGAAGGCGCUGUCAAACGUUGUCUCUCAGAUCAAACGAAACUCAUUAUAGGUACGCUAGAGCAGGGUGAUCCUUUUGAAGAUGACGGUGAUGUCCUCAAAGUGGUCCUCAGAUUCCAGAAGAAUAAUACACCCACUCAGUACCUUCCAAAACAGAGCACUAGCUCGAGUGUUAGCAAUGGCAGGGGUAGACCACGAAAACGCGCUCCAUCGACACCACCUUCGCGCAGAGUCAGCAGCUCUCAUAUUAAGAAGGAGAAAGAGAGGGACAGUAACAAAGACAGAGACAGGGAAAGAGAGAGCCAUGUAGCAAAAAAGAUUGAGAAAAACCAGGAGCAGUGCGUAAUAUGUGGCACGACAGAUACCUCGGCCUGGCGAUUUGUUGGUGAGCCCUCAUCAGCGACUGGUCGUGUCAGAGCGUGUAACUCAUGUGGACUUUACUGGAAGAAAAAUAAUAGCAUGCGUCCUGAAGCUCUGUGGAGGGCUGAGGAAGAAAAGAAAGAGUUAAACAAAGGUACCAAGAGUCGGCGGAAAAUUAGCACACAUUCGCGCCGAGAUGAGAACGUAAAUGUACAUACUGGUGACGGCAGUCCUGUCCGGAGGUCUUUUAGUGUUUCUCAGUCCCAAAGUUCCCAAGCACUGACGCAGACGCAAAUGCGACAUAGCGCACAUGAUUCAUACCCUCCAAAACGAAACAAAACAGCCCUUUCAGGUCUUGGCAAUGUGCUGGGCGAUUUAGGCGCAAAUAAACUCAAUAAACGCGACAACUUACUCAAAGCACCGCCGCGGAAGGAGGCUGAGCCAGGAUUCAAAAUACCGACUGGGCCAUAUACAUCACCACCGCGAAAGACGGCGUAUAAUAAUGAAUAUCUCCAGGAUAUACUUAAUAGCAGUCCUGGUACGAUGCUCAAGCAUGUUUUCUCUGAGGCGGAUGUAGAUGCAAAGGAGCAGGACAAAAACAGCUCCAGGUAUAAUUCUGUAGAUAAUUUGGGCUCAUUUCCUUUGCAGCAGGAGCACACGCAGAACCCGUCCCCGCUCAAGUGGGCCAUGUCGUCUGAGGCGGAGGAUGAUGAUGAUGAUACGACGGUUGUGGUAGGCGAUGCUAGUGCAAGAAAAAACAGCAAUGCUGCGACACCGUUCGAUUUUAGUAAAUUGCCGCCAUCAUCACCGCCUGACAGUAGCGAGUUUGUCUCACCUGUGAAUGGUAAGAAAAAUGACGUAGUGCUGCAUUUGCCAGGAUUUGAAAAGAGCAGUAGUACACGAGAGGAUGAGGAUGAGAUUGACGAGCUCGCGAGCAGCCCGCCUGAUUCAGCGAAAAGGAGCAAGUAUGGCAAUCUCGAUGAACUGUUUCAGCUGAUUAGCAAAAAGGGAAAUGAUGAUUCGCCUUUUAUUGUUGACAGUCCACCCGAAGAGCCUUAUCCAGUUUGA